AUGUCUAACAUCCGGAAGAACAAGUUUUUUACAACCAUUUUCUCCUCCACCGCCGGCUGUGGCGGCUGUCAAAAGCCAAAACUCUCUGACAUCGUCCAACCUGACAAGAAACCCCCCACCACCAUCGUCAGACGCUCCUCUUCAAGCUCCAGCACUGAUCAGAACGGCACCUUCUCUCUCGACGAAGACUACACCAGCUCCGCUUCCAAAUCCACGGGAACCCAAAGCCCGGUGGCUAUUCUCAUCGGCGACAGCAUCGCGGUCGAGAAGGAUUCCGACGACCCAUACGAGGAUUUUCGGGGAUCGAUGGUUGAGAUGAUAGUGGAGAAGAGAAUUUACUCUCCCAACGGCCUUCAAGAGCUUCUGAAUUGCUUCCUCCAUCUCAAUUCUCCUUACCACCACGAAAUAAUCGUGAAAGCGUUCACUCAAAUUUCAAAUGAGUUUGAAUCGUCCCACCGUCUUUGGAAUAUGUCUAAUAAUACGGACUGGAAAAGGCGGUCCGGCGGUGAAGGUUGA
This is a messenger RNA of Cucumis sativus (cucumber), 516 nucleotides long. RefSeq names its product transcription repressor OFP6. The transcript has a single exon. Lineage: Eukaryota; Viridiplantae; Streptophyta; Magnoliopsida; Cucurbitales; Cucurbitaceae. Bases 1 to 516 code for a protein of 171 amino acids. The record is from RefSeq and is a predicted model, not a curated record. Gene Ontology annotation, biological process: negative regulation of DNA-templated transcription.